GGUGGGGGGAAGCAAAGCAGCUCAGGUGGCUUUGCUGCCUCCUCCAUCACCAGACCAGAGCAGCUGGCUCUUCGCCUUGCAUUGGGAGUAGAAGCGUCCAGGUAAAAGGGGUGCAAGAAGGUUCUUGGUGCAAUGCCCCUGGCUCAUUGCAAGGCGCAGAUUGUACCAUCUACUCCGGCUCCCCUCCUCAUGCACUGCGGCGAAUGCUGUGCCUUUGCACAGCAAUAGCAGCUAGAUAAUAACAAUAUUAUUACAGCCUGGGAACCACUAUAUUAUUGACACAUCUUUUUUUUAAAAAAAAGACCAUCCCACCAUGUCGGUUGCCUUUGCUUCUGCUCGCCCAAGAGGCAAAGGGGAGGUCACCCAGCAAACUAUCCAGAAGAUGUUGGAUGAAAAUCAUCAUCUAAUACAGUGUAUUAUGGACUAUCAAAGCAAGGGCAAAACAGCAGAAUGUACUCAGUAUCAACAAAUAUUGCACAGAAAUCUGGUUUACUUGGCGACAAUAGCAGACUCGAACCAAAAUAUGCAGUCCCUGCUUCCUGCUCCACCGACGCAAAACAUGAACCUCGGUCCAGGAGGAAUGAAUCAGAGCGCAUCCAACCCGUCUCUUCAUUCACAGAGCAACCUCAGUGAUGCAAUAGGGACAGGCCUUCCCCCUCCCUCCCUCAUGCAGAGUCAGAUCAGCAAUGGUCCCAAUCAUGUGUCUAUGCAACAGUCAGGCCAAAACACCAUGCCCACGACUUCCCUGAGCAUGACGGUCAGUAGCCAUGGAACCGGAACCGGCUAUAGCCAUACAGUGCCUGCGUCUCAGAAUGUUCCAAUGCAAGGCCAGGGAUCAAUAGGCAACUAUGUCUCUCGAACAAAUAUCAACAUGCAGUCUAAUCCUGUGUCCAUGAUGCACCAGCAAGCAGCGACGUCACAUUACAACUCUGCACAAGCAGGGAGCCAACAUUACCAAGGGCAGUCUUCCAUUGCCAUGAUGAGUCAGAGUAACCAAGGCAACAGCAUGAUGGGCCAACGGCCAAUGGGCCCUUACCGGCCUUCACAGCAAGGCUCCUCUCAACAGUACAUGGGCCAGGAGGAAUACUACAGUGAACAGUACAGUCAUGGACAAGGUUCAUCAGAGCCCAUGAACCAGCAAUAUUAUCCUGAUGGUCAUGGUGAUUAUGCAUACCAGCAGUCAUCUUAUUCUGAACAAAGCUAUGACAGAUCAUUUGAGGAUUCCACACAGCACUACUAUGAAGGAGGCAAUUCCCAGUAUAGCCAGCAGCAGGCGGGAUACCAACAGGGAACUGUACAACAGCAAACGUAUUCACAGCAGCAAUACCCAAAUCAACAGAGCUAUCCAGGACAACAGCAAGGAUACGGUCCAGCCCAAGGAGCCUCAUCACAGUACUCCAGUUACCAACAGGGUCAGGGGCAACAGUAUGGAAGUUACAGAGCUUCACAGACAGGACCAUCUGCACAGCAACAGAGGCCUUAUGGCUAUGAGCAGGGCCAGUAUGGAAACUAUCAGCAAUAAAAGGACAAGCACCUGUGACGGACAGGCACCUGUGUCGUCAGAUUUGUUUCAAUAUUUAUGUCCGUCUUUUGAACUUGGAUGUACGGGCAGUUUUUGAUUAAUCGUUAUAUGUUGGUUACCCCCCUUAGCACAAAGGAACAUUGUCUGUGAAAUAGUAUUCAUUUCAUGCUGGAUAUGAAGCAGUACAUUACUGGUAACAAGGCAAUGCUUUAAUGGUUUGGUAUGUUUUGAUGCUGUGUGUAGUAUUGUAUGUUGAUACAAUGCAGAGGUUGUUCCUUCUCUUUUCCCACCACCUUUUGAUGUUUAGCUUUCGAGGUUACUCGAUCAUCAGUUACAUGUGUCCAGCCCCCCCCUCCUUUUUUCUUCAGCAUCUACAAGGCUACAGUAUUCUGUAAUGCAUAUAACUGAGUUAAACUUUAUCUGCUCAUGCAGCUACUCUUGGCGUAGCCUGGGCAUGCUGCAGGUUAUUUUGUAUCUGCCUUGCUCUGAAAUCCUCAUUUGAUGGCAUUGGGAUAGACUCAUUUUCUUACAUGCACUUGAUUUAAAUUCUGAAUCACACAUACUGAAAUGUAUGGGCAAGAGUUUGAUUUGCUAGAUACUUUUAACUUUGUACAGCAGUAACUUGGGCUUAUUUAAGUUACCUUUCCACUUUAUUAAUCAUUGGGGUAUACUGCUGAAUUUAAUAUGGGAACUGACCCUAUUAUGGGAAGAUGCCCUUAUAUCCCAUAAUAGGUCAAUACCAAAGAAGCAUGAAACUGCAGAAAUGUGAGCAGUAGUUCCACUGAAUUUAUACUAAAUCCCACCAGAGAAUACUGUUCUAUUUUAGCUGGGAAUGUGACUAUGGGUCUAGUUAGUGCAGCCUUUCCCAACCAGUGUGCCUCCAGAUGUUGUUGGACCACAACUCCCAUCAGCCUCAGCCAGCAUUGCCACUGGUCAGGAAACAGGGCAGGUUCUGAAGGGCAGCCAGGUUGGGCACUGGCCUGAGGGCCCCGGAGCUACAGGAGCCCCUGAGGGGCCCUCCGCUCCCCUUCCACAAUCCGCCCCCCCACUUACCUGUCAGCCAGCUUUUUAGCAUUGCCCUUAAUGAAGAUGGCGGCCGCAGCUUCCCUAAGGUACUGAAGCCGCUGCCGCCAUCUUAGUUGAUGGCAGAGAUGUGUGCACAUACCAUGCACGUGUGCCAUCAACAAAGAUGGCUGCAGAGGCUUCAUUCCCCUUAGGGAAACUGCGGCUGCCAUCUUCAUUAAGGGCAAUGGUAAAUACUAGACAGGUAGGGGGUGUGCAUGUAGAUGCACGCGUGUGCAUGUAGAUGCGCGCAUGUACACCCACCCUCCCACUGGGGGGCCAGGGCAAGCUGAUGCCCAAGGGCCCCCGCAUGCCUAGAGCCGGACCUGUCAGGAAAGAUGGGAAUUGUGGUCCAACAACAUCUGGAGGCACACUGGUUGGGAAAGGCUGAGUUAGUGUAUAGCUAAGAAUCUUGAAACUCAUAAAAGGAAAGAUUGAUCCCUUUUGCACCCAUAAUGUUCUUGGGAGAUACCUGUUGUGGUGAGGAAAUGGCCCCUUUCUCCAGUAGCAAAUAUAGCUAUAGAGAACAUAUUUUAUAUGCUAAGAUAACAUUUCCACAUAAAUUUGUCUUGGUUUCAGCCUUGUACCUACAAAGUGUUUGUAGCGGCACAAUAAGGUUUUUUGACUUGGGUAACACCCCACCCCCCCCACUCCAAUUAUACCAGAUUUUAAAUUUUAUGGACUGGGAUAAAUUUUUAUGCAGAGUGGCCCAUGUUUCAACCAUACAUGCUAUGACUUUAACAUAAGGUUCAUCUGUGGCAUCCGAAAGGAAAAAAAAGCCUGUAAGUUGCUUCAUGACACUUGCAUCUCUUGUAUACUUUUACAAAGUCCAUCUUGCAUUGCACAGAAAAUAGGUGCCUUAUCAAGUAGGCAAAACCAUCACAGGCUCUUGGACUAAUAGCGAAGGGCAACAGAUAAGCUAUGCUUCCAUUGGUAUGGGGCUGCCCAAUUCUGGGAAGGGAUUUGCCUUUCCCUACUGAGUAUUCCCACAAGGAACUUUCCUUCUUCAGAUUACAAGAAUGUAAAUGCAAUGAAUUUUCUCCGCAACUAAUUUCCUGGAUGAUAUAAUGUGUGUGCUAUACUCACUGCCAAAAUAAUUAGCACUGUGGGAAAGGUGCAGUAUGGUAGCUUUGGCAUAAAGUGGAACAAGAAUUGCAUCCUAAGUUUCAUUCAGUAAUAAUUCAGUGGGAUUUCCAAGCGAUUGUGCUUAGGACUUCAGCCUGAAAGACUUACUCUCUUAUAUAAAAAUCUGCAGUAUGACCAUUUGUAGCCAAACAUACCAGAGAAUUAAACCAGUAGGAUGAUGGAAUCCAGGCAAUGUGAAGCACCUUAAAAUCCCAUUUGAUUUCAUUGGGAGAGCACCGAGUGUGUCCUUGAAAUCAGCGUGACUGAUUAAAAGUGCUUAACUCUAACUGGAUCUGGAUCCUUUAUCUGCAAAAGAAAAAAUCUCUAGCACAUAAAGUUUUAAUCUGUUUAUCUAAACUGUGGAUAAAACUAAUUAAACUUUUUAAGAUUCAGUCUGUGUGAAGGCAAUAUAGCUUCCUAUCCAGCCUAAUUUGAUGAGCAGCUUGAAUGACCACCCACAUUUUAUUAAAAGCAAAUGCAGUGUGCAUACUAGUGAUUGUGCACGUCUCCUAAGCAGCUGGCUAGUUUCCAGUUCAUUUUCUGGUUCUUCCACUUAAUCAGUUUUCCAUCAAGAAGCAUAGCCAUAAACAAAAUCAGGUUACAGGUAUAAGGGUUGUAUCUAACCAAGUCAUUCGCUGAGUAGAUCCAUUGAAAUCAAAAGGACAAGUUAGCUGAAUACCUUCUUUUGUCAGACCUAUAUGUAGUAAGAUCUUUAACCUAUGUAUUAGAGUCAAGUUAUUUUGAUGACAGUAUUUAGACUGAUGGAUACAUGUAGAUUGUGAUUUUAUGUUUUGAUUUUGUAGUUUAAGCCUUGUUAUCUGCCAGAGAUCUUUUAAGGAAGGGUGGGAUAUAAAUUGUAUAAAUAAAUAAAACAAAAAGGUAGUCAUGCCUAACUUAAGUCCAUUGACUUUAGUGGGUCUACUCUAAGUAUGACUUAGAUACAGCCCUCAGCUGCUACACUUCUUCCUUGGUAUUUCAGUUUCAGUACUUCAAUAACAGUUCAGAAAUUAUAAGUUUGUUUCCAGGAAUCAGACGAUCAGAUAUAAUUGUGGACUAUUUCUUAUAUUUAACUGACUGGAUUUAAGGAACUUAAAUCAUGGACUGGAUUUAGGGAAAUCCAGAGAGGGGAAGAACUCUAGACCUGAUGGCAUUUAACAUGCAUUCUUGCUGUACAUGUCCUUGUUCAGUGUUUUUGGUCACGCUGGGUUUCUGAUGGAGUCCUCCUCUGAGGGAAGAAGGGGUGUGCACACACCAGGCAUGCGGUAUCACAUAUAUUUUAAAUAUAUUUUUGAUCUAAGCUUCUGGGUGGUUUAGAUUUUAUGUUGAUACCAACUUCUAAAAAAUAUGGACCUCCAGAAAAUAACUGGAUCCUAAAAAAUCUCAGUGUUGGAGAUUUAAAUAAAGGAUCUAAUGUUUAGAUGAGUCGAGGCCCAUCUAUCUAUCAGCACACCAAUAGCCAGACUGUAGGAUAAGGGACUAAUUAGAAAAUGCUGUACAAGAUUCAUCCUUGUCAAAAAUUUAUUUAGGAAUUUUUAUUCCACAUUUGUUAGAACACAUUCAAAGCAAGUUACAAAAAAAGAAUAAAAAGAUUUACUAAUUUUAAAGGCAGCAAUAAAAAACCCUCCAAUAUAUCUAGCAGUACUGACAAGCAAUUAGUGGAAAUACAAAGCAACACAGCCCAAAAGCAAAGAAAAUUGGUAUUUGUAUUGUUGCCCAUUAAGUAGAAUAUUUUUUCGAAGUUGACAUUUCUGUCUUCCUCUUUCUGAACCCCUCAUACAACUAAGCACAGUGAGAGCUCUGUUGCCAACUCUGCCAGUGCCAUGUAGCACUAUUGGGUGAUGGCCCAACUCUUCGUCUUGCCUACUUGGUCAUACCUGGAGACCACAUACUCCAUCUACUGCACAACAAUGAGUGAUUGUGUCUAGAGGGAGCAGUUGCAGCAGCCCUUGGCAAGAAGCCAUGAGCCCCUGGUGCUGUAUACGCUGGCCAUCAGCCAUUGCAAAGUCUCCAGUAAUUGUUGCUUGGCAACUGCAUUGUCAGAUCUCCAGACUCAAGCAUCCCUGGCAUUUGCCAAGACUUGGCUGCUGAUGUAGGAGAGGCUCACACCAGUGCAGUGGGAAACAUUCAUGGAUUACCCACUGAAAACAUCAAUUGGGUGUCAGAAUAAAUAUGGUCACCUUUAGGUUAGGUUUAUAGAUAGCCAGAAAAAUGCAUUGCUCCUUACCAGCUUUGACACCUGCUUCUUGUAUGUUUUUUUUUAGUGUUGCUGAAAAUCAUUUUUGAAAGACUGCGAGCAUUUUAACAAGUAAAACAGCAACAUUGCAUCAGUUGGAAAUGUCUUACAUUAAGAAUUUCUUGAAUGUUGUGUAUAUACUGUAUUUGAAAGAGCGCUUUGGAAAUAGUUUGUACAUUAUUUCCUAAUUUAUACAUGAUUUUUAGUGUUAAUAUUUCUAACUGUUAAUAACAAAAUAUUUAAUGUGUUGCCCAUUUUUAUGUAUUGAUGUGGAAACAAAAAGGUGAUGCCAGCAUUUUGACUUUUUUCAUUAACUGUAUCAUAUUUUCUGUUUUGUAAUACAGAAUGUUCAGACAUGUUUUAGGUUAAAAUGAAUUGAUUGUGAAGCCAAGUAAUGGUACUUUUUCGUAUGAUGGAAAGACUUUUAAAAGGACUAGUGUAAUCAUGUUUGAAGUCUGUUUUUUUAAUUGCAGGUUUAAUGAAAACUAUACAUCAAUCACACUUCAUUUAUAAUCUGAAAUAUUUCAA
Messenger RNA from Rhineura floridana, 6470 nucleotides. It is a transcript of the gene SS18L1, whose product is annotated as SS18L1 subunit of BAF chromatin remodeling complex. Bases 314 to 1522 code for a protein of 402 amino acids. The record is from RefSeq and is a predicted model, not a curated record. Gene Ontology annotation, cellular component: nucleus. Lineage: Eukaryota; Metazoa; Chordata; Lepidosauria; Squamata; Rhineuridae. The transcript has 11 exons. Gene Ontology annotation, biological process: positive regulation of dendrite morphogenesis; positive regulation of transcription by RNA polymerase II. Gene Ontology annotation, molecular function: transcription coactivator activity.